GAACUGACGACUCUAGCAAUUUUCAGAGCAGUUAACCAGAAGCAGGCAAUGGCAAUCUCGGCCGGCGGCCGGCGGCGGUGGCGGUGUACACAUACUGGUUUUUCCAUACCCUGCGCAAGGGCACAUGUUACCCAUACUCGAUUUCACCCACCAGCUGGUCCUCCGGGGGUUAACCAUCACCAUCCUCGUGACCCCUAAGAACCUCUCCGCUCUCAACCCUCUCCUUUCAAGACACCCUUCCAUCGAAACCCUAAUUCUACCCUUCCCAUCUCACCCCUCUAUACCCGCUGGCGUUGAGAACGUGAAGGAACUUCCCAGCAACUCCUUCAGAUCCAUGAUGACAGCCUUGCGUCAGCUUCACGAUCCUCUUCUCCACUGGUUCCGAUCCCACCCUUCACCACCCUCCGCCAUCAUCUCCGACAUGUUCCUCGGCUGGACCCAAAAUCUCGCACGCCAGCUCAGCAUCCCUCGUAUCGUAUUCUCUCCCUCCGGCGCCGCUUUCGUGUCUCUCUCUAACUACCUCUGGCAAGAAACACCACAGAGAGACGACCCCAACGAUCCCCAUUUCCCCGUUUCCUUCCCUAAAGUUCCUGGUUCUCCGGUUUACCCCUGGCGCCACCUGUCCCUUGUGUAUAGAAGCUAUAUCCCUGGAGAUCCAGAAGGAGAACUGAUCAGAGACGAUUUCCUUGCCAACAUCGCUAGCUGGGGAAUCGCCUUUAACUCGUUCUCCGAGUUGGAACGCCACCACCUACGGCAUCUCGAGAAUGAUUUCGGUCACAACCGGGUCUGGGCUGUGGGACCUUUGCUACCACCUGAUGAUGAUCCAACGGUCCCAGCAGAGAGAGGUGGGUCCAUGUCUGUUUCGGCACGGGACGUAAUGUCUUGGUUGGACAAUCGCGAAGACAACUCGGUGGUGUACGUGUGUUUCGGGAGCCAAGCCGUGUUGACCAAUGAGCAGAUGGAGGCGAUGGCUAUUGGAUUAGAGUGGAGUGGGGUCCACUUCGUAUGGUGUGUCAAGGAAGCCACGGUUGGACACGUGGCAGGGAAGUACAGCGUGGUACCAACAGGGUUUGAGGAUCGGGUGGCAGGGAGAGGGGUUGUGAUUCGAGGGUGGGCCCCUCAGGUUUCUAUACUGAGGCACCGAGCCGUAGGAUCGUUCUUGACUCACUGUGGGUGGAACUCGGUGCUGGAAUCGAUCGUGGCCGGAGUUCCUAUGCUGGCUUGGCCGAUGACGGCUGAUCAGUUCGUGGAUGCGAGGCUUCUGGAAGAGGUGGGCGUAGGAGAGAAGGUUUGCGAGGGUGUGACGACCGUGCCUAACUCAGACGUGUUGGCUAAGGCCAUGGCCGAGUCAGUGAGUGGGAAAGGGUCGAAGAGAAUUGUAAGAGCAAAGGAGCUGCAGAAGGCUGCCGUAGAAGCAAACAUUGAGGGUGGGUCGUCGUCCAUGGAUUUGGGUAAGUUAGUCAAAGAAUUAAGUGGACUUUGACUUUGAGC
Messenger RNA from Telopea speciosissima, 1491 nucleotides. RefSeq names its product UDP-glycosyltransferase 89B2-like. The transcript has a single exon. Gene Ontology annotation, molecular function: UDP-glycosyltransferase activity. The coding region runs from base 125 to 1483 and encodes 452 amino acids. The record is from RefSeq and is a predicted model, not a curated record. NCBI's taxonomy places the organism in Eukaryota, Viridiplantae, Streptophyta, Magnoliopsida, Proteales, Proteaceae.